AUUGAAGCACAUCAAGGAAGAACACAAGGAAGUAAAACGUUGGUUCGCGUUAGAGAAGAAUAGACAUGCUUUGAAAGAACCGCUCAGAAUUUCCACUGCUUCCAUAUAUUACCAGAAUGUCAUCCAAUGAGAGGGAAGAGACCAAUGACGCUCAAACAGUGCUGGUUCAAAAAGCCUCACAGACCAAUAGCAGGAGAGAUGGCAACACUGACAGUAACCAUCACAGAGGAGUUACAGAAGGUCCCUCUCAACCUAGUGAUGACACAUCCAUUGUUACGGAUGCAAAUACUAUCGCUGCCAAAAACCUGGCCCUGCUCAAAGCCCACUCUUUGGAUGUGAAGUUUGAAGUUGGCGAAGAAUAUGAUAUUAUCGAGACCAUUGGCACAGGUGCUUAUGGUGUGGUCUCAUCGGCCCGGAGAAGAGACAAUGGCCAGCAGGUGGCAAUAAAGAAGAUCCCUAAUGCUUUUGAGGUCGUGACAAAUGCCAAACGCACACUCCGAGAGCUGAAGAUUCUGAAGCACUUCAAACAUGACAACAUCAUUGCCAUUAAAGAUAUUCUGCAGCCUUUGGUCCCUCACUCGGCUUUCAAAUCAGUUUAUGUGGUUCUUGACCUCAUGGAGAGUGACCUGCAUCAAAUUAUCCAUUCCCGGCAACCUUUGACCCCAGAACACACACGCUACUUCCUAUAUCAGCUUUUAAGAGGCCUAAAGUACAUUCAUUCAGCCAAUGUCAUUCACCGUGAUCUCAAGCCAUCUAACCUUCUAGUCAAUGAAAACUGUGAGCUUAAGAUCGGUGACUUUGGUAUGGCACGUGGAUUAAGUGCAGUCCACACCGAAGAGUCACGUUCCUUCAUGACGGAGUAUGUGGCCACCCGCUGGUAUCGUGCUCCUGAGCUCAUGUUGUCCCUUCACUACUACAGCUUGGCCAUCGACCUCUGGUCUGUGGGCUGUAUCUUUGGUGAGAUGCUUGGCAGAAGGCAGAUGUUUCCCGGGAAAAACUAUGUGCAUCAACUGCAGUUGAUUCUUUCUGUUUUGGGCUCUCCACCUGAGAGUAUCAUAGGAUCUAUAGGAUCCGAUCGGGUGCGCUCAUAUGUGCGGAGCCUCCCCUCAAAAGCACCAGAACCACUUAGUGCACUGUAUCCGCAGGCUGAGCCUGCUGCAUUGGACUUGUUGGGUGCCAUGCUCCGCUUUGACCCUCGUGAGCGAACCAGUGCAUGUCAGGCCCUAGAACACCCAUAUCUGGCCAAGUACCAUGACCCGGACGACGAACCGGUGUGCGUGCCUGCCUUUGAUUUUGAGUUUGAUCGGCAGCCUAUGGGCAAAGAACAGAUCAAGGAGGCUAUACUGACAGAAAUCCAGGACUUCCAUAAGAAGAAGCAGGGAGUCAGAAAGAAGAUCCUGUUCACACCACUGCAUGGUUCGGUUCCAAUAGUGGGUGGUAUCUCCAAUAACACCCUUUGCGGCGCUCAGCAGUCUCAGCACCUGACAGAAAUGGCACAAACUCAUCAACAGCCAAAUCUCAAAUUCAAACCAGCAGACACUAAACAAACUAAUGCAGUUCCUUUGUUUUGUAACCAAGAUAAUCCCCAAGUGCCACACCAUAUCACCCAGAUGUUGCCAUCCUUGUCCCAGUCAGUAAGUUGUCAAGAUGUGGACAUGCUCAGUGCAAACUCUGACGGCAAACCGGAAACUAUUGAUCUGACUACUCCCACCUCUGGUCAGGGCACACCUUUUACUGAACCAAUGACAGACUGCACAAAGAAGGAGCUUGUCUCAAAUCAUGCUCCUCUCAAACACAUGGUUCAUUCCCACCCCAUCUCUCAGAUGCUGCCCACAUCUGUGCCAUCUAGUCUCCCUCAGUCUGGCCCUUCACUCUCUCUCACACAGUCCCAGGCUCAGUCACUAUCUCAAACCCUCUCUCGCUCCCUUGGAAAAGGAGGAAAAGCAACAACCAAUGAAGCUACAAAAAAGGAGGGAGCAAUUUCAGAAGACACAAAGGCUGCUCUCAAGGCUGCCUUGCUCAAAUCAGCUCUAAGGCAAAAGGCAAGAGAUGGAGGCUCUUCAACUCUUGGUAUAGACCUAAUUAGAGGAGCUGUUAGAGGUUUAUCUUCAUCGCUCUCCUCCUCUAACUGUGGCCCAGAGCAGAGAAAGCCAGUGACUGCCCAGGAAAGACAACGAGAGAGAGAAGAGAAACGUAGAAAGAGACAAGAACGUGCCAUAGAGCGAAAGAGGAAGAUAAAAGAGAAGGAGAAGAAGGAGGGAAAACCAGGAGAAUCUUUGGGUGGGGUUUUACUCAGUGACAAUGACAAGAAGCUGUUGGAGCGCUGGGGACGAAUGAUGGACAACCGGGUGGACAAAUUGCAGGCCACAGAAACAAUUAGUGCCAAAACCAGUGAGAGUAAGACCACCCCCUGCCAAAUCCAGCCAGCAACAGGAAAAAACCUCAUUAAGACAAACUCAGAUGGAGGAGAAUCAAUGCCGCCGAAACAACCAAAUGAAGUGCAAGUUUUCAAACCCCCCCAAAUACUGCCUCAGAUGGGACAGUGUGAUGGGGAAGGAAUCUUCCAUCCACCCACUACUCAUGAGGCACCGCCAGUCUCUCUAGGCCCAGCUCAGAAUGGAGAUGUAGGAAUUGUUGGUGUAGUGGGUGGCAGAGGUUUUGGUGUGGUUGAUAGUGGGUUAGGUGUUGUUGGUGGAGGGGGCAUAGGUGUGGUAACUGCCCCAAGUGCCUUUGCCAAAAACAACAUGCUAAAAUCCCACUCACAAUUUCUAAGUGUUGGAACAAUGUUCACUGAGAAUUGGACUGGAACCCAGGCAGGUGUGGGAACAUCUCAGUGCCAGCAACCAAUAUCAUAUCAACCCCAGAAAACUCACCAACCUCCCCCAGAACUGAAUCAUCGUGCUCACUCAGGCUUUCCUCAACAGACUUGUACACAUCCUCAAAGACCGAGUCAUUCGCAAAUACAACCUCAACCCCUCACACACACACCAUCACAGUCCAAUCCUCACAUCCAGCUGCUGCCAGUGGAAACGUUUAUAACCAAACCAUCAUUCCUGAACCCAAGCGGCGCUGCCAGCAUUGGGGUCUCAGACACUAGCACAUCUCUCCCUAAUCCAGAGACUGUCAAUGGUGCUCAAACCCUGGACAAACUUUGUGGUUUAGGGGAGCAUCAAAAUUGCUCUCAUUCACAGGGCCCUUUAAAACAGCUUCCAACAGCUGCAGCUCAACCCUGCCUUAGUCUCACGGACACUGGACAGCCAGCAAACAGCAUCCCUGAUAUCCAUACAGUGACACAGCAACUCUCAAAGUCACAGGUUGAGGACAUUUUGCCCCCAGUUUUCUCAGUGACCCCCAAAGGCAGUGGAGCUGGAUACGGUGUUGGCUUUGACCUUGAUGACCUAUUCACUCAGUCUCUUUCCGAGCUUCAGCACCCUGACCUCCGGGAAAGUCAGAUUGACUUGGCCCCCCUCUCUGCAUCCCUGCUUUCUGAUUGGCUCGAGGUACACCGCAUGACCCCUGUUGACAUGGAGUCACUUCAACAGGAGCUCCAGCUUGGAUCUCCCAUGAUCCUCUCUGACAACUCAACGCUCCCUGACAACUGAUCAUUCCAUCCACAUUUCUUGUCCAACACCUUGUAGAACCUCUUUAUGGAAGUGAACAAAGGAACUUGAUAGCUGUACUGUCUACCAGUGUACUAUGCCUAGAAGAGUUGGUAGAGUGAAUCUCAUUGCAAUAGGCUCCAAAUAAUUAAGGACUUAACCUAAAAUCUUACCCAGAAACGUGCCUUUAUCUUUAAUGGGUUCACAUACACUAUUUAUUUGUGCCAACAUCAAAGUAUGUCAAAUUAUCACAGUUCAGUUUUUGGGGGGGUUUUCCAUUCUAAGAAUUUCAGUGCCAUUACAAAGCAACAAGGAUAAACCAGGGAGGAGUUCAGUUCUGUUGUAUCAGUUGUGCUAAUGCAUACUAGCAUUCAUUAACUCUGUUAUGUCUGAAUGUGAUUUUAAGGCAAUGUUCAAGCCGAUAGCAAUGAAAUAGUAACGGUCAUAUUUUUAUCUCAAGUUACUUGCAGUACACACUACAGUAAGUCACCACAAGGGUGGCAGUAUUGUGGUGGAUAAAACACAACAAGGGCAGCAAAGCACAGUGGCGUCAUUACUGAAGAUGUCUAACUGUAGAUAUUAGUGCAGAGUAGAGAAGUGAUUAAUUUGAUGUUGCAUGAAUGCUUUCUAGAGAACUUUGCUCAGUUUUUACACCAGCAACAAAGAGUAUUGUCUUGAAUAAAUCUGUCACAGGGAUUCCUAUGCCCUUUAGUAAUGAUGUCUUUUUUUCAGUGUUCUGUUUAAUGAUACAUAGAAGCCACACA
This is a messenger RNA of Myxocyprinus asiaticus (Chinese sucker), 4363 nucleotides long. RefSeq names its product mitogen-activated protein kinase 7-like. The transcript is spliced from 7 exons. Gene Ontology annotation, molecular function: ATP binding; MAP kinase activity. Bases 117 to 3602 code for a protein of 1161 amino acids. Gene Ontology annotation, biological process: cell surface receptor signaling pathway; protein phosphorylation; intracellular signal transduction. The record is from RefSeq and is a predicted model, not a curated record. Gene Ontology annotation, cellular component: cytoplasm; nucleus. Lineage: Eukaryota; Metazoa; Chordata; Actinopteri; Cypriniformes; Catostomidae.